UUUCUGAGAAACGGUGCAAUGAUAUUGUAUCAGCUAGACUUCAACGCGAUUUGGUAAUCCUGUGUUUUGAACGUUUCUCACACUUCCUGUACAGCUACCCGUCUUCUGAAUUCUACUCAGCUCGUUUGAGGCCGGAUGAACGCCUCGGACAAGUCAUGACUUCUUUGGAACGCCCUCAGGAUUCUGGACAAUCCUGCCCGAUUCAAACUAUCCAAGAUCUCCAAGAACUUAUCUCUUCACCUAAUCCUCUUGAAAGUCUUCUAAGGCUCGACGAUUCUUCUGCCCCAUUUGUGGUGGAACUACUGUACAAGGAAUUGCAAGAACCUGGUCUAGAAGAUGACUACCGGAAACGAUGUAUGAAGUAUCUCAAAGCGAUGGGCAAGCGAUUCCAUGCCCUACCUUCCUCGCUAUUCUUAAACACAAUAAAAAGGAACGGGAAUCACGCACUUACUGGUGGAGGGUUCGCUGACAUAUACAAGGGGAAAGAUGGUGACACGGAGGUGUGUUUGAAGGUUUUACGAGUACACAUGACAGAGACUGAAGGAAAGAGAAAAAGGAUCAUUGCGGAUUUCUGUCGAGAGGCAUUGAUAUGGACCCAACUACGUCAUUCAAAUGUUCUUCCUCUCCUAGGCGUGAACACAGAACUAUUUCCCUCCUGCUUUUGCCUUGUCUCUCCGUGGAUGGAAAACGGAGACAUCGUAUCAUUUUUGAAAAUGAAUCCCAAUCAUGACAAGUUGCAGCCAAUCUGCGAAAUCAUGGCUGGUCUGGAAUACCUUCAUACACUGUCACCCCCGAUAGCGCACGGUGACAUCAAAGGCGCAAAUAUUCUAGUAGACGAAGAACAUCACUGUCGCCUUGCUGACUUUGGGUUGGCAGCGAUAAGUGCUGAGACAAUGACAAUGAUUCAUACGACGACCGGCGUCAUCAAGGGCUCGAUUCGCUGGAUGGCACCCGAAUUAUACGCAUUUGCGACUGGGACCGUUGAGAAGAAUGCGAAGGAAGACAGAACCCCUCGAGAUAUUUACGCUUUCGCAUGCACAGUGCUCGAGAUGUUGACGGGGAAACCUCCUUUUUCCAAUCUUAUUGAUGCAGCUGUCAUCUACCAAGUCAGUGUUCGCCGGAUUAGACCAGAGAGACCUUCCGAAGGCUGGUGUCCCAACCACAUAUGGAACCUCGUCGAGUCAUGUUGGGAUGAGGACCCGUUAAAACGACCUAGAGCGAAGGCCCUGCACAUGUACCUGCAGCAGUUAAUGCUCUCAGGUAAUCCUGACCCUGGAGAUCCUGGUUUUAUUGGGUAUUUCCAACCGGAAGGAUUUGGAACACUUGCCUCAGCCGAACCUGAUUAUGACACGAUUGAAUCCGACCACCCGCCCGAAUCCUAUGUUUUACCACCGCAAAGUCCUAAAGUACUUUCUCCCUUGCCACUGAAACUCCCACAAACCUUCAAUUCUGAAGGGAUUGCAGAGGCUGAAGACAUACCAUCACCCACUUCCCCUUCCGCCAGUCAAUACGUUGCCGAGUUUUUCAGACUCAAUGAACGUCUUCUCAAAGAAGCUGUCGACAACACCAGUUCCUAUGGUCAAAAUAUGCCUGGUAGGGGUAUACCGGACCCAUGUGAAUAUGUUCGGACUGCCUGCGAGGGACUGCACAAAUAUUCGGAUGUUUUCGUGGGUGCCUUGGAAGUCAUUGCGAGGUUGCAUCCCUUCAUAGGAGUCACGAUAGUAGCGUUCAAACUCAGCAUAGUCUGGCUUUACGACAAGCAAAUCCAUGACAAGGACGUUAUAGAUCUAAUGAUACAGAUCCACCGAACGAUGGCGUUGUUUCUAAGACUUCGGAAACUAUCGAAUCCAGAAGACCGAGGGACUGACGGUCAAACACUUUGGGACCGUUUACAGGACCUACUCGUCAUCCUCACCACGGUCAUCGAACAGGCUGGGGCGGCAAUAGAAGCGUUUGCUCGUGGCUCAAUUACUUUGGAACGUGUUACUCUCUAUUCUGGGAAGUUCUCUCAGUUCCAGGAAGCCUUACGACGCGCGUUUUCUUACCAUCCUGCCUUAUCUGACCCUUCAUUCACUCUACAGUCUUUUGCUACGAAUGGCGAAAGCUCUCAACGCGAAGAACAUUGGAACACACGGAUAGACAACCUAGUAUCCCAGUUCCGGGCGCUCCCGUCUAUUGCUAAGGAAGAUACCUAUCUUCCGGUGGGGGUUCCAGCAUCGCGUGAUCCCUCAUAUACUUCGAGUCAAGGGACACGUCAGCGACGCCGACGCCGACACUCUAACCCGCAGCAAUGGAACCAUGAGGAACCGCCUACGUUGCUGUCUUCCUCUCCAUCCGAAUCCCAUCUACCCGGUUCCUUUGGAGCAUAUGUUGACAAUUCCCUCGGAGAACGUCUUCUUAGUGCUAGGACCUUACCUCCCUCUUCGUCCGAAUUCCACCUAGUUCAUGACGACUAUGGUGAUGGGGAAGAAGUCAGGAGAACUCUAGCCGGGACCAGAGGUUACGAUGGAACCAACUACCUUGUUGGAGAACCCCUUUACCCGCAAGCAAGCGUGGGAGGUACCGUUGCCUCUUUCCACGGCCCCUCCAAGACUUCUACACCAUUCAUCUCCCCACCACCCGCACACCGAGUGACUACUUUCUUGAUAUUGAACCCAUUACUAUCGGCGAAUACGACACUUCUCACGUUCGAUUUCGCUGACGACAGUUUCAAACCAGGAGUCCAAAGCUUUCCACCCCCGACUCUAUCUUCUCUAAACCAUCCCAGCUUACAGGGUCAGGCUACGCAUGUAGAAGUUUCUGCGAUGAGGCUGGUUUUUGAUGACAAUGACUUCGUGGUACCUCCUUCUACCAUCGGGUUAUCCCAUUUAGAUGUCAGAGGCUUUGCUUGGUAUGGCGGUGUAGUGCGAGUUAUGGACGUGUUGAGGGAACUUUAUUGGGCUCUGAACUGUCGGAUAUCUCAUGCGGAUUGGGCUAACCUUCCGGAUAGACAGCAGAAACGAGUCAGUCGGGCCUUUAGCGACAGAUUGACACGUGCACCUCAACCCCGAAAAGUGGAGGGUGACGGUGUGAAGAAGGUGGAUUAUCUAGCUAGAAAGACGAAGUUUCGGGGUUUGGUCGAGGUUGAGCGGAAAAAGUUCCAAGUGGUGUUGGAGGGGUAGCCUGAAUACUUAAGUUAUAUCAGUCAGAUAAAGAUAUUGGCCAUGUACAAAUUCAAAACAUGGAGUCAAAUGUAAACUAUUUUAAAAUCGUGUUUC
This is a messenger RNA of Marasmius oreades (fairy-ring Marasmius), 3257 nucleotides long. RefSeq lists its product as uncharacterized. Lineage: Eukaryota; Fungi; Basidiomycota; Agaricomycetes; Agaricales; Marasmiaceae. The transcript has 10 exons. Gene Ontology annotation, biological process: protein phosphorylation. The record is from RefSeq and is a predicted model, not a curated record. Gene Ontology annotation, molecular function: protein kinase activity; ATP binding. The coding region runs from base 156 to 3161 and encodes 1001 amino acids.